ACACGAAGCCAGACAGACACUUGCAGACGCUGCGUUGUUUUGAAUCGUUAUCGUCCAGUAGCUGGCUAAAAGUGCAUUCGUGUUUUAUAAAUUAAUUCUUAUGAUGGCCGGUACAUUAACUAAACUCAGUGGAAAUAUUAAAUACGUGAAAAAACAGAAUAAUAAUAUUUUUAGACAAUUUUUGACAACAAAGAAUUAUGCCACAAGGGUCCAAGCAGCUAAGCCAGUGGUCGAAAUGGAUGGUGACGAGAUGACUAGGAUCAUCUGGGCUAAAAUUAAAGAGCAACUCAUUUUUCCAUAUGUUAAGGUAGAAUGUUUGUAUUAUGAUUUGGGUUUGCCACAUAGAGAUGCCACCGAUGAUAAAGUAACUGUGGAUGCCGCUCAAGCAAUUUUAAAACACAAUGUCGGCAUAAAAUGUGCGACAAUUACCCCUGAUGAGGCAAGAGUAGCUGAAUUUAAAUUAAAGAAGAUGUGGCUCAGUCCAAAUGGAACCAUUCGUAAUAUACUGGGCGGAACAGUGUUCCGUGAACCCAUUCUUUGUAAAAAUAUACCUCGUCUUGUACCUGGAUGGACUAAACCUAUUAUAAUAGGCCGUCAUGCGCAUGGUGAUCAAUAUAAAGCUAAAGAUUUUGUAGUAAAUGAACCUGGUUUAGUAGAAAUGGUAUUUACCAGCACUUCAGGAGAAGAGAAACGAUAUGAACUUUUCCAGUAUAAGGCUGGUGGUGUAGCGUUAGGAAUGUACAAUACUGACGAAUCUAUUAGAUCGUUUGCUCAUUCGUCUUUGCAAAUGGCAUACAGUAAGAAAUGGCCACUAUAUUUGUCCACAAAAAAUACAAUAUUGAAACGUUAUGACGGCAGAUUUAAGGACAUUUUCCAAGAAGUUUAUGAGAAGGAUUACAAAAAGAAGUACGAAGAAGCAGGAAUCUGGUAUGAACAUCGUCUUAUUGAUGAUAUGGUUGCUCAAGCAUUGAAGUCUUCCGGAGCAUUUGUGUGGGCAUGCAAAAACUAUGAUGGUGAUGUACAGAGUGACAUUGUUGCACAAGGAUAUGGAUCUUUAGGUAUGAUGACUUCAGUACUCAUGUGUCCUGAUGGUAAAACAAUUGAGUCUGAGGCGGCUCAUGGCACAGUCACUCGUCAUUAUAGGCUGCACCAAAAAGGGCAGUCAACAUCAACAAAUCCAAUAGCGUCCAUAUUUGCCUGGACCCGCGGUCUAGCUCACCGGGCAACGUUGGAUGAUACACCAGAACUUCUACAAUUUGCAAAUGCUUUAGAACAAGCAUGUGUCGAUUGCGUGGAGAGUGGAAGAAUGACUAAAGAUUUAGCAGCUUGUAUUCAUGGACUUCCAAAUGUUACAGAUGACAUGUAUUUGAACACAACAGAUUUUCUAGAAGCGAUUGCAGAGCAGCUAGAAUUGACGCUAAAGAAAAAAUCAGUCAGAAUAUAAAAUACAAUUUUUCACUUUGUACAUUUUCAUGACAUUUCAUAUAUUCAUUUAUAUAAUUUAAAUCUAAAACUCUUAGAAUAGUUUACAUUAAGAAACAAAUUUUAUAAUUCAUCUAC
Ctenocephalides felis (cat flea) is the source of this 1560-nucleotide messenger RNA. RefSeq names its product isocitrate dehydrogenase [NADP], mitochondrial-like. Lineage: Eukaryota; Metazoa; Arthropoda; Insecta; Siphonaptera; Pulicidae. Gene Ontology annotation, biological process: isocitrate metabolic process. The record is from RefSeq and is a predicted model, not a curated record. Gene Ontology annotation, cellular component: mitochondrion. The transcript has 8 exons. Gene Ontology annotation, molecular function: magnesium ion binding; isocitrate dehydrogenase (NADP+) activity; NAD binding. The coding region runs from base 101 to 1444 and encodes 447 amino acids.